Canis lupus familiaris (dog) is the source of this 940-nucleotide messenger RNA. RefSeq names its product actin related protein 2/3 complex subunit 3 (gene ARPC3). The record is from RefSeq and is a predicted model, not a curated record. The transcript is spliced from 7 exons. Gene Ontology annotation, cellular component: Arp2/3 protein complex; cytoskeleton. Gene Ontology annotation, molecular function: actin filament binding. Lineage: Eukaryota; Metazoa; Chordata; Mammalia; Carnivora; Canidae. Gene Ontology annotation, biological process: regulation of actin filament polymerization; Arp2/3 complex-mediated actin nucleation. The coding region runs from base 107 to 682 and encodes 191 amino acids.
CCGGGCCGCCGGACAGGAAGCGCCGAGCUCUAUCCCCAGCCUCGUCUGGCUAGAAACCCGGUCGCCGCCAAGAUGCCGGUAAGGAGGCCAAUUCGCAGUGUGGGAGAUGGCUUACCACUCUUCUCUCAUGGACCCUGACACCAAACUCAUUGGAAACAUGGCAUUGUUGCCUAUCAGAAGUCAAUUCAAAGGACCCGCCCCUAGAGAGACUCAUGUUCUCUGCCUCCACCCCCCUCUUCGGUCCUGUUUAGCAAAAGAUACAGAUAUUGUGGAUGAAGCCAUUUAUUACUUCAAGGCCAAUGUCUUCUUCAAAAACUAUGAGAUUAAGAAUGAAGCCGAUAGAACCUUGAUAUAUAUAACACUCUACAUUUCUGAGUGUCUAAAGAAACUCCAAAAGUGUAAUUCCAAAAGCCAAGGUGAAAAAGAAAUGUAUACACUGGGAAUCACUAAUUUCCCCAUUCCUGGAGAGCCUGGUUUUCCACUUAAUGCAAUUUAUGCCAAACCUGCAAACAAACAGGAAGAUGAGGUGAUGAGGGCCUACUUACAGCAGCUGAGACAAGAGACUGGACUGAGACUUUGUGAGAAAGUUUUUGACCCUCAGAAUGAUAAGCCAAGCAAGUGGUGGACUUGCUUUGUGAAGAGACAGUUCAUGAACAAGAGUCUUUCAGGACCUGGACAGUGAAAGGAGCCUAGGCAGACACUUUCCACAGCCGUGGGCAGCGUUUUACAGCAAGAUGUACACAGUUCUUUGCCUUUAUUUGAUAAAGUUUUAUACAGAAGAAAAAAGAGACCGUGUCUUCACUUGAAAAGCUCUUUAUCAAGAAUUUGGGUGGGGGAAGGAAGAAUGGGUUGUUGAAGGGUGAUUUGAAAUUUUCUGCAGUAUUAAGCUGGUGCUUAAUAAGUAAUAAUAAAGAAAUUUCUAACAUUCCAUGUCAAAAAA